This is a messenger RNA of Kuraishia capsulata CBS 1993, 2091 nucleotides long. RefSeq lists its product as uncharacterized. The transcript has a single exon. Gene Ontology annotation, molecular function: RNA binding; 5'-3' DNA helicase activity; ATP hydrolysis activity. The coding region runs from base 1 to 2091 and encodes 696 amino acids. NCBI's taxonomy places the organism in Eukaryota, Fungi, Ascomycota, Pichiomycetes, Pichiales, Pichiaceae. The record is from RefSeq and is a predicted model, not a curated record.
AUGUCCACCCACGAAACUUUGGCUCAGGCAUUCCAGAGGGUUCUACAAAUAGAGAAGAGAGAUGAUUAUGAGGCAACUUCUCAGUUAAUAGCGUCUUCGCCGCUGAAGAAGCUCGAGGCCAAAGGAUUGGCUAUCUUGAACUUGUGCAUAUCCAACCUUAACGUGGGUCUCAAUGGAAAGAUUGGAAUCGAACUGAUCAUCCACCCCAGCAUUUCUGGUGUUUCUCAAUCCUCUAAGGAAAAACCAAGAUUCUCUAGAGGCGACUUCAAACUUGGUGACAUUGUUCAACUGCAAAAGUACCAGAAACAAGACACUACAGCGAAACUGAAAAAUUCAUCCAAGUCCAAGGAUAACGAGCAGCAUGAGGUUGACUCCGCAGAAAUCAGCGGAAUCGUGACAAAAACCAAUGAUACGAGAAUUAUGGUUUCUAUCAACCUGGACCAGACUUCUGCCUCGGAGAAAAUUGAAGAGAAGCUAAAUCAGCUGUAUAAUGCAGAAUCCAAGGUCUCCUUGGUGAAGCUGUCAAACUCAGUCACUUACAAUCGCAUGGACCAAUCCCUGAAACGACUGGAGGCCAUUGAAUCGAAAACAAGGCUCAUGAGAAUUCUUCUUGGUGAUGAUGACUAUCAACCACCAACCGAUCUGCAACUUGCUGACAACCUCAAAUCAGUACAGUUUGUGAACCAGGGCUUGAACGAAUCGCAGAAAGCGGCAGUCAACUUUUCCCUGGUCUCGCCCAUAACAAUUGUCCAUGGUCCUCCAGGGACAGGUAAAACUUCGACGAUAGUGGAGAUGGUGAGGCAAUUGGCUAAGCGAAAGGACCAUGCGAAGAUCAAUCACAGGAUUUUGAUCUGUGGACCGUCUAACGUUUCAGUGGAUACGAUCUUGGAACGUCUCACAGACGUUUACCAAGAUAACUCCAAGAUUUUACGUCUAGGACAUCCUUCGAGACUACUCAAAUCAAUCUUGGACCACUCAUUGGACAUUAUAGUUGAAAACAAUGACACAAGUGCGAUUAUAAAAGACAUAAUCAGGGAGAUCAACACCACCACCCACAAGGUCAAAAAGAUGAAAAGCUACAGAGAGAGAAGGGAGGCAUAUUCUGAGAUUAAACUACUUAAGAAGGAUUUGAGGAUCAGAUCGAAAAGUGCAAUUUCAGACGUUAUCAAGAACUGCGAGAUUGUCAUCUGUACACUCCAUGGAUCGUCUUCCAGAGAGUUGUUUGAUAUUGUGAAAAAUGGCGAGCUAUUUGACACUUUGAUAAUCGAUGAGGUAUCCCAAUCUCUUGAACCUCAAUGCUGGAUCCCGCUGAUGACCCAUCUUGGUCUUGAACGACUUAUUAUUGCUGGUGAUGACAAGCAGUUAUCGCCAAUGGUAAACUCCAAGGAUCACAAGGUCUCCAAGGUUCUGACCCAUACGUUGUUCGACCGUCUGGUUAAACUGCAUGGAGGCAAGUUCCUCAAGUUUCUGAACGUACAAUAUCGUAUGAAUGAUCUCAUAUUGCAGUUUCCCAACAGCGAGCUGUAUGACGGCCAGAUAGUUUCUGCCGAAAGCGUCAAAGACCAAACUUGCCUAGACCUAAAGGACGUCAAAGAGAACGACGACACAACUGCAGUGUAUAUCUGGUAUGACACCCAAGGCGGGCUGUAUCAGGAAUACGGGGAGGAAGAUGAAUAUUCCAAAUUCAACGAGAACGAAUGUACCUUGGUGCUCAACCAUGUCGAAUCUCUGAUCAAGUCCGGUGUCCAAGAAUCAGCAAUUGGUAUUAUUGCACCAUAUUCAGCCCAGAUAUCCAAACUGAAGGGUAUUCUUUUGGACGAUUAUCCAGGAUUGGAAAUAUCAACUGUCGAUGGGUUCCAGGGACGUGAAAAAGAAAUCAUCGUGUUGUCUCUGGUCAGAUCUAACGAUAACAAUGAGGUUGGGUUCUUGGCUGAUUUCAAACGGCUUAAUGUGUCGAUAACAAGAUGCAAGAAACAGUUGUGUGUGGUUGGCGAUAUGGAAUGUCUUUCCAAUUCCAAAAACAAGUUUUUGAAGGACUGGGUAGAAUGGUGCGAAGACAAUGCAGAGAUAAGGUAUCCAGAUGUACUAUAG